Messenger RNA from Chanos chanos (milkfish), 3660 nucleotides. RefSeq names its product solute carrier family 12 member 7-like. NCBI's taxonomy places the organism in Eukaryota, Metazoa, Chordata, Actinopteri, Gonorynchiformes, Chanidae. Gene Ontology annotation, cellular component: plasma membrane. The transcript is spliced from 26 exons. Gene Ontology annotation, biological process: chloride ion homeostasis; chloride transmembrane transport; potassium ion import across plasma membrane. The record is from RefSeq and is a predicted model, not a curated record. Bases 81 to 3428 code for a protein of 1115 amino acids. Gene Ontology annotation, molecular function: potassium:chloride symporter activity.
UCGAACUUUGACAAGGAGUCUUGGGACUGGGAAGAAGGACACACUCACACGUCUUUGGAGCACAUGUGCGAGGACUGAAAAUGCCCACAAACUUCACAGUGGUGCCGGUGGAGGAUAGCACAGACCCACAUCAAGACAGUGAAGACAGAGCUGUGAGAGAAGGGGACGAGAGAGAGCUAGGUAUAUAUUUGUCAGGAGAUGAAUCUCCAACAGUGGACAGUCCAUUCAUCACAACGUCAGACUAUGAUACCAGGCAUUAUUAUGAUGGAAAGAAUAUGGCACUCUUUGAGGAAGAGAUGGACAGCAAUCCUAUGGUGGCAUCUUUUCUCAGCAAACUGGCAAACUACACCAACCUGACCCAGGGUGUCAUCGAGCAUGAGGAGGCUGAAAAUGAGGAUGGAGUGAAGAGGGUUGCCAUUCAGGUUCCUCAAAUGGGCACCUUCAUCGGCGUCUACCUGCCAUGCAUGCAGAACAUCUUGGGUGUCAUUCUUUUCCUGCGACUACCCUGGAUAGUGGGGACAGCUGGCAUCUUGGAGUCCUUUGCCAUGGUCUUCAUGUGUUGUGCUUGUACUAUGCUUACUGCUAUUUCGAUGAGUGCCAUAGCGACAAAUGGAGUAGUGCCAGCUGGUGGCUCCUAUUACAUGAUAUCCAGGUCCUUGGGUCCAGAAUUUGGAGGGGCUGUUGGUUUGUGUUUCUACCUGGGAACCACUUUUGCUGGCUCAAUGUACAUACUGGGCACCAUUGAGAUCUUUCUGAUAUACAUAGUGCCGAAUGCAGUUUUGUUUGAGGAUAAUAUGCCCAAUAACAUGCGUGUCUAUGGGACCUGCUGCCUGGUUCUCAUGGCCCUGGUAGUGUUUGUUGGGGUUAAAUAUGUCAACAAACUAGCGCUGGUCUUCCUGGCUUGCGUGGUGCUGUCCAUCAUGGCCAUUUACGCUGGUGUCAUCAAGACAGUCAUCGAACCACCUGAUUUCCCAAUCUGUCUACUAGGAAACCGAACCUUAAAAAAUAAAGACAUUGACAAAUGUAUGAAAACGGAGGAUAUCGACAACGUGACUUACACCACCAAUCUGUGGAGGCUGUUCUGUGAUGGUCCGUGGCUUAACGCCACAUGUGAUGAUUACUUUACUCUCAACAAUGUGACUGAGAUUCUGGGCGUCCCAGGACUGCUAAGUGGAGUCAUUUCAGAUAAUUUGUGGGGAGAAUAUGGACCUAGUGGGAUGCUGAUAGAGAAGAAGAAUCUUACAUCAGUCCCUGCACCAGAUCUCUCUGAAAAUUUCAACACAUUUUAUGUGUCCAGUGACAUGGCCACCUUUUUCACACUGCUGGUGGGCAUAUACUUCCCUUCAGUCACAGGAAUAAUGGCAGGAUCCAACCGGUCAGGAGAUCUCAGGGAUGCUCAGAAGUCGAUCCCCACUGGCACCAUUCUGGCCAUAGCAACCACAUCCUUUCUCUACAUGACCUGUGUGGUGCUUUUUGGUGCCUGUUUUGAAGGUGUGGUAUUGAGAGACAAGUGUGGAGAUUCAGUGAAAAACAACUUGGUUAUUGGCACACUGGCUUGGCCAUCACCCUCGGUAAUUGUGAUUGGUUCCUUCUUUUCUUGCUGUGGGGCGGGGCUGCAGAGCCUCACUGCCGCUCCUCGGAUUCUUCAGGCCAUAGCACGUGAUCGUAUCGCCCCCUUCCUGCGGGUUUUUGGUCAUGGGAAAUCUAAUGGAGAGCCAACAUGGGGCUUGCUACUGACUGUAGGAAUCUGUGAGAUUGGGAUUCUUAUUGCCUCUUUGGAUGAUGUUGCUCCGAUUUUGUCAAUGUUUUUCUUGAUGAGCUACCUGUUUGUCAAUCUGGCAUGUGCAAUCCAAACACUGUUACACACUCCCAACUGGAGGCCAAGGUUUAAAUUUUAUCAUUGGACCCUGUCUUUUCUUGGGAUGAGUCUUUGCCUCUCCCUUAUGUUCGUCUCAUCAUGGUACUAUGCUCUGGUUGUCAUGGUGAUUGCUGGAUGCCUGUACAAGUACAUUGAGUACAGAGGGGCAGAGAAGGAGUGGGGUGAUGGAAUCCGUGGUCUGUCCCUUAAUGCUGCCCGCUAUGCCCUUAUUAAACUAGAGGAGGCUCCACUACAUACCAAAAAUUGGAGGCCCCAGCUGUUGGUGUUUCUGAAUCUGGACUCAGACCUGGAGGUGAAGCACCCAAGGCUUCUUACCUUCACCUCACAGCUUAAGGCAGGGAACGGCCUGACCAUCAUCAGCUCUGUGCUGGAAGGGACCUACAUGACCCGUGAUGCCGAUGCCAAACGCUCUGAAGAGAACAUAAAAGCCUGCAUGUCAGCAGAGAAAACCAAAGGAUUCUGUCAUGUGGUGGUGUCCUCUAACCUGCGGGAUGGUUUCUCUCACCUCAUUCAGUCAGCUGGGUUGGGGGGUAUGAAACACAAUGCAGUGCUUAUGGCCUGGCCCAGCAACUGGAGACAGACUGAGGACUCCCUCUCCUGGAAGAAUUUCAUCGAGACAGUAAGGGAGACCACUGCAGUGCACCAGGCCCUGCUGGUUGCCAAGAACAUUGACCAUUUUCCACAAAACCAAGAGCGACUGAGUGAAGGCACCAUUGAUGUGUGGUGGGUGGUCCAUGAUGGAGGCUUACUUAUGCUGCUACCCUUCCUGCUCCGCCAACACAAGGUCUGGAGGAAGUGUAAGAUGCGUAUCUUCACUGUGGCUCAUUUGGAUGAUAACAGUAUCCAGAUGAAGAAAGAUCUGCAGAUGUUCUUGUACCACCUCCGUCUGGAUGCUGAAGUAGAGGUGGUGGAGAUGCAUGAGAGUGACAUUUCAGCCUUCACCUAUGAGAAGACGCUAGUGAUGGAACAGCGCUCUCAGAUGCUGAAGCAGAUGCAGCUAUCUAAGACAGAGAGGGAGAGAGAGAUUCAGAGCAUCACUGAUGAAUCCCGCAGCUCUAUCAAAAGAAAGAAGCCAGCUGGGGGAAGAACCUCCCCCAGCAUUCUUCAGGUUCCAGGCAUUCUCACUCUGGAGGAAGAGGCCCAACUCAUCCAUGACAGGAAUACAAAAUCCCAUGCCUCUAUUAAAGAAAAAUCCACAUCCAACUCUGACCGUGUCCACAUGACCUGGACCAAAGAGAAACUGGUUGCUGAGAGGAACCGAAAUCGUGAAGGCAACAUGGCAGUACGGGACAUGUUCAAUAUGAAACCAGAAUGGGAGAACCUGAACCAGACAAAUGUGAGAAGAAUGCACACUGCUGUCAAACUUAAUGAAGCUGUAGUCAGUAAAUCUCAAGGGGCACAACUGGUGCUGCUGAACAUGCCUGGACCACCCAAAAACAAGGGUGGUGAUGAGAACUACAUGGAGUUUCUGGAGGUUCUGUUGGAGGGUUUGGACCGUGUGCUGCUGGUGCGUGGUAGUGGCAGGGAGGUCGUCACUAUUUACUCUUAACCACAGUGUGUGGUCUGGAGAAGCAUGCCAAGAGGCUGGACUGGGCAUCCACACAGUAGGCACAGUGCCAGCAAAGAAGAGGAUCAUCCCUCACUGUCUUAGAGAAAUGAGAGCAGGCACUUUUAUGAAAGUGUGAGACUAGAAUGGAAUGCCAAACAGAAUUUUGUCCUGCACUUUAUGCAUUAUGAACUGUGCAUUAUGAGUUGUCACUCCUGAGAGAAUAGAAGCAAUA